This is a messenger RNA of Lacerta agilis (Sand lizard), 1493 nucleotides long. RefSeq names its product KRR1 small subunit processome component homolog (gene KRR1). The record is from RefSeq and is a predicted model, not a curated record. Gene Ontology annotation, cellular component: small-subunit processome; nucleolus. Lineage: Eukaryota; Metazoa; Chordata; Lepidosauria; Squamata; Lacertidae. The coding region runs from base 1 to 1230 and encodes 409 amino acids. Gene Ontology annotation, molecular function: RNA binding. The transcript has 10 exons.
AUGGCGGCUCCCAAGAGGCACCGCGCUCUUCCUCUUUCGCGCUGCGCUUCCGGGUCGCCCGGGUGGAGCGUUUGCCGGGUGGAGCGAGGGGCACCAUGGCGACCCCCAAGGAGGCUAAGAGUGGGGAGGGAGCCGGGGGGACGGACCCCCAAGGCCAAUAAAGCGAGCAAAGCAGUGGACGAUUCUGAACUUCUCACUGUUCCUGAUGGGUGGAAAGAGCCAGCGUUUGCAAGAGAAGAUAAUCCCAGAGGUCUCCUGGAAGAAAGCAGCUUUGCGACUCUCUUCCCAAAAUACAGAGAAGCUUAUCUGAAAGAAUGCUGGCCACUGGUGCAGAAAACUUUGACGGAACAUCACAUCAACGCAGCUUUAGACUUAAUAGAAGGAAGCAUGACUGUCAGCACAACAAAGAAGACCUUUGACCCAUAUAUAAUCAUCAGAGCCAGAGACUUAAUAAAGCUUUUAGCAAGAAGUGUUCCAUUUGAGCAGGCUGUACGUAUCCUUGAAGAUGACGUUGCAUGUGACAUCAUUAAAAUUGGGUCCUUGGUCAGAAACAGAGAAAGAUUUAUAAAAAGAAGACAAAGACUUAUUGGUCCCAAUGGAUCUACUCUCAAGGCCCUGGAACUGCUAACAAACUGCUACAUCAUGGUUCAGGGGAAUACCGUUUCAGCUCUUGGACCUUUUAAUGGCUUAAAAGAGGUUAGGAAAGUUGUUCUUGAUACAAUGAAGAAUAUUCAUCCGAUAUACAACAUCAAGACUCUGAUGAUUAAAAGGGAAUUGUCAAAAGACCCUGAAUUAAGAUUGCAGAACUGGGAAAGGUUUUUGCCUAAAUUCAAACACAAGAAUUUAAACAAACGGAAAGAACCACAGAAGAAAAAUGUCAAGAAGGAAUAUACUCCCUUCCCACCUCCACAACCAGAGAGUCAGAUUGAUAAGGAAUUGGCAAGUGGUGAAUAUUUCUUGAAAGAAAGUCAAAAGAAACGUAAGAGGGUAGAGGAGAUAAAGGCAAAACAAGCAGAAGCAAUCAGUCGGAGGCAAGAGGAGAGAAACAAAGCUUUUAUUCCACCCAAGGAAAAACCAGUUGUAAAACCCAAGAAAGAUUCGGCUGAAACAAAAAUUGAUAUCCAAGCUAUUAAAGAAAAGGUUAAAAAGGCAAAGAAGAAAAAGUUGGGAGCACUUCCAGAGGAAGAAGUAAAAUUAAAAAUUGCAGCAGAUGCAAAGAAAAAGAAAUGAUAUUUCCUUAAGGUUGUAGUGCUCCAUUUUUUCCAGGAGGAAGUUUUUAUAAACUGCAGAUUUAUAACUGACUAGAUGCAUUGUUGUAGUGCACAUCAAACUACUUGCAAAUCUUGCUUUCUCCGUGGCCUGGGAACCCCUCCCCCCCGUGAUUUCAAGGUUUGCAGAAAGUAAAAUUGGCAGCUUGUUCUUUGCAUUGCAAGUUUUUGGUAUGAAGGUUUUUAGCAUAUACAAUAUUACCAGAGAUAUUAUUUUGUACAGUA